GUAGUGCAAAAUAAGCCUUCGAUGCCAGAAGCGGUUCUCAUGUUUUCAUUUAUUUGUGCAUUGCCUUUCAGCAUGUUCAUCUGACCGUGUAAACAGAGAGAGAAAGUCUACGGAAUGCGGCAUACCUGGCUCACUUACAGCUUCGUUUUCACUCAAGCGCUCCUGGCAACUGCUGGAGAGUUUCAUGGUGUCGAUGUGAGCGAUCAUAAUCAACGAGAUGACGGCUUGGUGAGCAGCCUAGAUAAGCGAUCGGUCGCUGCCGACGCAAACAAACGCGUCCGACGAGGAAUACUUGACGCUGCCAAGGUGGCCAAGGACAUGACGACAGCAGCUAUUCGCGGAGUAAUGGUCGUCAAGGAUAAAAUACGUGCGUUGAAAGGUGAAGACGACGACGAGCCAUUUGAUCCCAUCAACGUCAACGCGAUACUUAAGGCUGAAGGCUACAACGACGAGCCAUCGAUACAGCACAACACUGAAGAUGCAUCCGUACCACUAUCCCCUAAUACACCUUUCCAUCAAACAACAUUCCAUCCGCGAAUGAAUCCUUACAAUGAAGGACACAUGGAAGGCAUGGAAAGUGAGGAAUUCUACAAGGGUCAAUAAAGUGUGGCGGAACGGUAACAAUCUUUGGGGCACAAUGGGUGCCGAGAACACUUAUUUUUGUCCGAUAAAAUAUUUGAAAUGUGUCACGUAAAUUUUUGCCGCCUCAUAUUUUCAGGCACCGAUUUAUAUUAAGAGAAAAACGCUUGUUGUAUAAUAGAGAUACAAUAGUGGUUGCGCCACAUGCACCAAUC
Rhipicephalus sanguineus (brown dog tick) is the source of this 794-nucleotide messenger RNA. RefSeq lists its product as uncharacterized. Lineage: Eukaryota; Metazoa; Arthropoda; Arachnida; Ixodida; Ixodidae. The record is from RefSeq and is a predicted model, not a curated record. Bases 115 to 603 code for a protein of 162 amino acids. The transcript is spliced from 3 exons.